This is a messenger RNA of Sporothrix schenckii 1099-18, 1842 nucleotides long. RefSeq names its product aspartyl-tRNA synthetase. Bases 1 to 1842 code for a protein of 613 amino acids. NCBI's taxonomy places the organism in Eukaryota, Fungi, Ascomycota, Sordariomycetes, Ophiostomatales, Ophiostomataceae. The record is from RefSeq and is a predicted model, not a curated record. Gene Ontology annotation, cellular component: aminoacyl-tRNA synthetase multienzyme complex; cytosol; cytoplasm. Gene Ontology annotation, molecular function: ATP binding; aspartate-tRNA ligase activity; RNA binding. The transcript has a single exon. Gene Ontology annotation, biological process: aspartyl-tRNA aminoacylation.
AUGUCUGCGCCGCAUCCCACCGAGACUCCCGCGGCCGAGGCGGCUCCGGCUGCUACCCCUGCUCCCGGUGCGGCUCCUGCUGCUGAGGGCGAGGGCGAGGGCCCGUCGAAGAAGGCGGCCAAGAAGGCCGAGGCCAAGGCCAAGAAGGAGGCGCUCAAGGCCCAGCGGGCGGCCGAGCGUGCGGCUGCCGAGGCGGCGGCCAAGGCGGCGGGCGGCGGCGGUGCGGGCGGUGAGGAGGUCGACCUGGCGACGGAGAACUACGGCGACGUGGCGUCGUUUGCGACGAAAGGCGGCCUGCGCUUCACCGACGGCGCGGCCCCCGUGGCACUGCCGCAGCUCGGCGCGGAACACGUCGACAAGGCGGUGCGUCUCUACGGCUGGAUCCAGAACUCGCGGAUGCAGGGCGCCAAGAUGUGCUUUGUGGAGCUGCGCGAGCAGCAGGACUGGACGAUCCAGGGCGUGCUUGCGGCGACCAAGCCCGACACCAAGGAGAACAUUGUCAGCCGCGCCAUGGUCAAGUGGGCCGGGUCGCGCAGCUUCGAGUCGUGCGUGGUCGUCGAGGCCAUUGUGCGCCGCGCGCCCGAGCCCAUCAAGAGCUGCAAGGUGUCGGGCUUUGAGCUGCACAUUACCAAGUUCUUUGUCGUGGCUGCGGCCCCGCAGGUCCUGGGCCUGACGCUCGCGUCGGCGAACAAGGCCGUCAACAACUUUGACGACACGGCGGGCGGCGAGGCGGAGGCGGAGGCGGAGGCGGCCAAGGCGGCCGAUGCGGUCACGGAGGGUGUCAAGAACCUCGACGUUGCAGCUGGCGCGGAAACCACCAUCUCGGGCGCGGCGCUGGGAACGCACCUCGACAACAUUGUCAUGCACAAGCGCGCGCCCGUGCAGCAGGCCAUUGCCAACGUGCGCUACGAGACCGAGAAGCUGUUCCGCGAGUACCUCGACGCCCGUGGCUUCAAGGGCUUCCAGGCGCCCGGUCUGAUCGACGCUGCCUCCGAGGGCGGUGCCAAUGUGUUCCAGCUGACGUACUUUGGCAAGCCGGCGUUUUUGGCCCAGAGCCCCCAGUUCUACAAGCAGUACGAAAUUGCCGGCGGGCGCAAGCGCGUCUUCUGCGUCGGCCCCGUGUACCGCGCCGAGAACUCCAACACGCCGCGCCACAUGACCGAGUUCACGGGUCUCGAUAUGGAGAUGGAGAUCCAGGAGUCGUACCACGAGGUGCUGUACAUGCUCGAGGGCGUGCUGCUGCACAUCUUCCGCGGCCUCAAGCAGCGCUGCGCCGACGACAUUGAGACCGUGCGCGCCGUGUACCCGUCGACCGAUUUCCUGCUGCCGGAGCCCGGCAAGGAGGUGCGCCUGACAUUUGCCGAGGGCCAGAAGCUGCUGCGCGAGCACGGCCCGGAGAUGUACCGCAACGUGUCGGACGACGAGGACAUGUCGACGCCGCAGGAGAAGGCGCUGGGCGAGCUGGUGCGCCAAAAGUUCAACACGGAGUUUUACGUGCUCGACAAGUUCCCGCAGGGCGCCCGGCCGUUUUACACCAUGGAGGACCCGACCAACAGCAGCGUGUGCAACGCCUACGACUUUUUCAUGCGCGGCCAGGAGAUUUUGUCCGGCGGCCAGCGCAUCCACGAGGCCGGCUUGCUCGAGGCGCGCAUGGUCCGUAAGGGCUUGGAUCCCAAGUCGGAGGGUCUCAAAGAAUACGUCGAUGUGUUCCGGCAGGCGGGUGUGCCGCCGCACGGCGGCGGCGGCAUUGGCCUCGACCGUGUGGUCGCCUUUUUCCUGAACCUGCCCAGCGUCCAGCUGGCGGCCUACUACCCACGGACGCCGAAGCGCCUUUUGCCGUAG